This is a messenger RNA of Prorocentrum cordatum, 1591 nucleotides long. Lineage: Eukaryota; Dinophyceae; Prorocentrales; Prorocentraceae. The record is from the annotation of a GenBank genome assembly.
GUGGAUUGCUGCAGAUUGGAACCUCACGCCGAAGUUUCUGGGUGGCAGCUCUUCCUUGAAAUAGGCGGCGAGAUCGUGCUCCCUGAUGUCCAGGUCACCUGUGGCAAAAGUGCGGGCUCGCUGAUUGACUACGCGGUUGCGGCCAAGUCGGUCGCAAAACUCAUCAUGGUCAAGGGUGUCCUUGGGGUACCGUGGAAGGUCCACUGCGGCCUCCGAGUCAAGAAAGAGGGCUCGUCGACGGCGUGGUGGCGUCGAGCGUUGGUCUUACCUCGGCCUCACCCUGCGCUUGCUCGACCACCCACUGCCCGAGACCCUCUGAGCAAGUGCUACCCGCGUAAGCAGGCGGCGCUCCAGAGGCGCAGGGCGGCGCUCCCACUGGACCACCAGGAGGCCUUCGCAGACCUCUAUAGCGUGGAGGCGGCGCUGGAGCCACCUGGCGACGAACUUGCGAUCACCGCCGAGCGCUGGACCGGCAGCUGCCCGAGCGUGGAGGAGCCCUGCGCCUCCACAGCGGAGAUGCGCAUGAUCUUCGGCACGCCGAUCGUGGGCUGGGCCCAUGAGGGGAACGACGGCCUCACCCAAACCUACGGCAGCUGGGUCGACCAGGUCGAGCAGGUCGCCCUCGACCACAUCAUCGUGCUCUACGAGGGCAUUGAAUGCCUCACUAGCGACCAGUUAGCGCAGGGCCUCACGCAGAUGGAUGCCAUUGUGGAAUUUACGCCCACCUAUGUUGCUGCCAAUGCGGUCGCCGACCCAAUCGCCAUCAUGGCUGCGAAGGCUGAGCGCUGGGGCAAGAUCUGGACCGACGCGGUGGACACCCCUGCGAGCACCGUGACCAGCCCCGCUCGCAUCCGCCUGAGGGCAGCCGAGGAGGUGAUCCCUCCACUGCAGACCGAGCAGCUCCAGGCGGCCAUGCGUGCCACGGGCCACAAGAAGGCUCGUGGAGCUGACGGUCUCGGUGCGGGCGGCCUUGCCCGCCUGCCUUUCCAAGCAUGGCCCCGCUGUCAGUCAAGCUGCGGCCGCGGGCUCGCCAGGCUCUCGCGUCGCAGUGGGGGCCCGAGCGUGGCCCUGGACGAGGCGGCGCAGGGGCAGAACCUGAGCUUCCUGGUCCUGCUCCUGGAUAUUGAGAAAUUCUACGACAGCGUCUCAUUGGUCGGCCUCCUCCAGGUUGGCCUGGACUUCGGCUUCAGCCCCACCGUCGUGGGCUCGGAGGUUCAGGUGUACUUGUAUCCCCGCUACCUGCGGGAACGGGGCUUGCUCAGCGAGGCGAUCUUCCCAACUCGCAGUAUUGUGGCUGGCUCAUCUCAGGGAACUCCCUUCUCCAAGCUGGCGCUCUGCCAAAUUUUGGAGCGAGUGCACCAGGGGCCCCCAUCUGCUGGCCUGUGGGCAUUCAUUGGCGACACCGUCGGUCGCUGCGACGGGGCGGCCGACUCGGCCCUACCUGGCACGGGCGCGAUUGGCACGACGCUGACCCAGGGCUCGCAGGAACAGCGGCUGGUUGUCUCCACCAAGUCAGUCCUCCUUGGCUCGUCGGCGAAGCUGGCCAAGAAGUCGGCCCGGCGCCCUUCGUGCGCGAGGCGUCCCUGUCAAG